Messenger RNA from Pantherophis guttatus, 4919 nucleotides. RefSeq names its product FA complementation group A (gene FANCA). NCBI's taxonomy places the organism in Eukaryota, Metazoa, Chordata, Lepidosauria, Squamata, Colubridae. The record is from RefSeq and is a predicted model, not a curated record. Gene Ontology annotation, biological process: regulation of regulatory T cell differentiation; interstrand cross-link repair. Gene Ontology annotation, cellular component: Fanconi anaemia nuclear complex.
GUGUGGCCGCCGGUUCGGGCCGGCGAGAGGCGUGGCGAAGGCUGGGAUGGCUGCGGGCAGGCAGCCGCCGUUUUCCUCCUUUUGACUGUAAGGCGGAAGGCAGCUUUUCUCCCCGGCUGUCAGCAGUGAUUAUUCCUCUCGCCCCGCCUCUCUUGGCCUCCCAACAACAGCCCUGUGAGGUGGGUCUGGCUGCAAGAGAGGCAGCCACCCAAAGUCACCCAGCCGGCUUUCGUGCCUAAGGCGGGACUGGGACUCGCCGCCUCCUGGUUUCCCGGCCAGCACUUGGACCCUGCCCCGCUCCCACCAGGCCUCAGGAGGGGGUGGGGGUCGUGCAGUGGGCCCGGUCAGCCAGGGGGUCUCCCUGGAUUAGAUUAGAACAUCCCCUUGGAGAUCAGCUCGGUCCUGACUGCUGGCUUUUUGCAAAGCCCUGGAAACCUGGCUUUUGCCGGUGAGCUUGAGGAUCCCAGGCCUGCGGAGGAGGACUGCUUGGAGUCUUAGAUUGGCAGAAAACGGAGAACUGCAAUAAUUGAAUGACCUGUUAGUGCCAUAUGUUUUCUAAAAAUGCACAAGAGGAAAAGCAUCUUUUGAGAAUGGAAGUUCAGCACAUGGCAAGUCCAUACUUUCCAGUAACUUGGGCAGGAGCGGAAGUAAAAUGUCAGUUCCAGAACAAUUUGUAGUCACAGCCUUGAAGGAUGAGGCCUCUGUGCUGGGCAUGCCAGCAGGAAUCUUAUCAGCCAGAAUGGCAGCCAACCUCAUUGAGAAGAUCUCUAUGGAAUCUGAUCAGACUACAUUAUUGAGUGCAGAACACAGAAAGAAGUUGUUCUGUUUGUUCCAGUCCUUGAAGGAAUUAUUAACGUACAAUGCUUUCUGUCAUUCAGUUUUUGCUCAAGAAAUGUGGAAAAUGCAGCGCCCACCUAUUUUGGAAGUCGCCUGGCACCUGCACAGAGAGAACAUUGUUCCUUUGGAAGAAUUACUGGAGAAGAAUCUGGAGGUACCUGCCCUGGUGGAUUGGUUGUCCAGUAGCCUUUGCCUCCUGUGCCAUCAGAUGGAAGAAAUGGACACUGAGAUUGGCCAGAACAUUCUCACAGACUUGGCUCUGGUGCUCCUUCAAAAUGGAUUUCCAAAAACACCCGAGUCUGAAAAGAAGGUGGAAAUGAAGAAGGUUUCUGAAAUCUGUUGUGCUGUGCUGGAGAGAAUGUUGGCAUGGGUGCUGGAUACUGUAGCUACGGAGAAGCAGGGCAGUGCCUCCCCCACAGGGAAGGCAGUGAGAUGCUGGCUCCAAGUAUACAGCCUGGUGGUUUUCCAAGGCAUGGCUCCACCGGAGUCUCUGCAGCCCCUCUUCGGGCACAUCUUCACCCGUGUGCUUACCUACAAUCCCCAUCUGACAGUCUCGGAUGCCAUCCAUCUGCAGAGGGAAUGGAGCUUUGCCAGGACCAGCUUGCUGCUUGCUACCUUAUACCGCAAAGUCUUCGUGGCGUUCCAGCCAGAGGAACUGACUCGGCGCUUGCAGCAGGUCCUGGAGACAAGCGAAGUAAACUGGCAUCACGUCCUCUCGUGUGUCUCUACCCUCUUAGUCUGCCACUCCCAAGCAGAUCAGCUGGUUAAAGGCCUCCUGGGUGGCCUCUUGAGAAAGGCCUUUGCGAAUUACGAUUUGGAGAGCUUGAUCACUACGUUCUUAAUCGCCCGCCAAGCAGCCUUGGAAGGCCCGGCCUUAUUCCCCCCUUACGCAGAAUGGUUUAAGCUCACUUUUGGGAAUGGCAGCAGCCUCCAUGGCAGCAGCAAGAAGGCGCUCAUCUUCUUCUUCAAGUUCUUGUCACAGCUGGUCCCCUUCGAAGCUCCCCAGUACCUGAAGGUCCACCUCCUGCAUCCCCCAUUUGUGCCCAGCAAGUACCGGUCCCUCCUGCUGGAAUACAUCACAUUGGCCAAAACUCGCCUGGCAGAUCUCAAGGUGUCGCUAGAAGACAUGGGCCUCUAUGAGAAUCUCUCUUCCACCAAGGAAGCCUCCCAGCCAUCCUGUCAAGCUCUUCGGGAUGUUGAAAAGGCCACCCAGAUAUUCCGGAAUACUGGCAAGAUCCCAGCAAGUGUGAUGGAAGCCAGUAUUUUUAGGCGGUCCUAUUACAUCUCCCGUUUUCUUCCUGCUUUGCUUGUACCACGAGUGCUUCCUGAAACCCCUGACACUCGCAUGACUUUGAUAGAAGCCCUCAAGAGGGCUGAAAAAAUCUCUCCGAAUGCCUAUGCCACUUACUUAGAAGAAUGCGAAGCUGCUAAAAGGAAGCCCUUGCGAGAGGGAUCGGCUGAAAAAGAGGUGGGGGGCCCCAAGGAACCCCUGGAGCGACUAAAGGCCGAACUCGAAGCGCUGAGGCUGCUCGUCACAGACGCAGACAAGCACGGUGCCAUUCCGGCCCAAAUUGCGGUCAUCUCUGGGAAGCUGAUGGAGGUUUUGGGACACGUGACAGAUGACGAUGAAGCAGCAUCCCUGACCUUGAGGGUCAGACUGGAUCUUUCGGCUCCUGAAGUUGGUGCAGCAGAUCAAGGGGCUGUUGAUCUUCUGCUGGCGUCCUUCUGUCAGGAUGUCAUGGCUGCCUCUUUCUUCCUGCCUCCUGAUAGGCAAGGGCCCUGGCCUUCCCUCUUCGUGAAAAUGAUCUGCGGGCACCGCCCCCUCUUGUCCUCCUUGCUGAGCCGACUCUGUCAACUUCUCUACCACCAGGGACCUUCUCUGAGUGAUGCUCACGUCCUGGGCCUGGCUGCCUUCGUGGUCCAUUUCAACGAGGCCGAGCCCCUGCUCCCCCCUGUGGACCUCUGCUUCCCCUCAGUUCCUCAAGCAGCUCUUCACACAGACCUUCCUCUUGCUGGACUGUGGGACUAUUUGUUGGCACCCAGGUCUGGAGAUUCAGCUCUCUUCUGCUUGCGGUUUUGCACUGCAGCAAUUUCAUACUUUCUGUGCAAGUUUCCUUCCCUUUCCCACGAGCACCUUUCUUCCGUACUUCAUCCAGGCUUUAUGAAAAAGCUCCAGUAUGUCUUGCCACGGCUUUGCUUGGAAGCGCGAGAAACUGGCUACGAAGGGGACUCGGCUGCGUUUCCUUGGAAAAUGCUCUCCUGCCUUCCUCCCUGCUACCAAAAGGCUGCCCUCGGCUUGUGGAAACAAACCCGUUUCCAGGAACUCCUGCGGGAGGAAGCCUUCCAGCUGACUCUCCCUGAGUGGUUGAAGAUGGAGCUGCAAGUCCUUCCCGACCAAGACCUGCUUUCUGCUAACGAGAGGCAGGAGUUCCAUUCCUGGUCUUUGCAUCAGCAUUACCUCCCAAGGUCUGUUGCAGCUGGAGGCUGUGGUGGGGACCUGACAGAGAUGGGGGCGCUUUUUACCAGCGCCAUUCUGGAUUUCCUUCAGAGGACAGAGGCGGAAGCCUGCAGUCUCCAGACGAACCCCAAGUGUUCCCUGACCCCUGCAAGAGGGAACCCUGAUCUCUACUGCAGAUUUCAGGAGCUGGUGCUGGAGCUGGAGCUGGAGCGCAGGAGAGGCAUGAAAGAGCACUUCCUGUUCCAAGUGUUCCGGGAGAGGCUGAGGGCUCUGGGAACUGGGGCUGCUUUGGGAGACCGGCUGCUCCGGCAGCAGGAGCUGCUGUCCCAAACCAGGAUCCUCUUAAGCCUGCCUCCGUCUGUUCUUGUGGCAACGCAGAAGAGAGGAGGGGAAAUCGUUGUGGCCUGUGAAGGCUUUUUCUCUUUUGUAAACACGGAACUGAGGAACAGCUGCUCCAGAGGAUGCUCUCUGCCUUAUGACAUCACCGCACAUUUCUUCAGGGGCCUCCUGAGCACCAGUUUGGAGUGCAGCCAUCCUGCCCGAGAGGUGACAGCUGUGCUGUCUUCGUGCCAAACCAGGUGUCCCAUCCUUCUCUGUUCUGCUGCGCGAUGGUGGCCGAGGCUGGAGUUUGUGCUUUGCUCACAAUGGAAGAGACUGUUUGGUGCUCCUUUGGCUCAGGGGCUGCAAAGCCUCAAGGAUUUACGGUCUUCUCUCCAGAGCUGCCUCGCAUGGGAAGCAGCUUCCCUGCCCUUCAACACGGCCUGGGUCUCUGCUGCUUGCCUCCACUUCACCGUCCAGCAGCAAGCGGAUCCUGAAGAAAAGGGAGAAGUGCUGAGAAAGUUGGGGCCCAAAACAGAGCAGUUCCUGGUCUACGUCCUCUUCUUUUCCGUCAUGGAUUUCAUCUCGGCAAAAGUGGCCCCACAGGAAGGAACGGAUGUUCACAAAGAUCUGGAAUGGAGUUCCAGAGUGCUUCAGCGCUUGGUGGAAGAAGGGCUUGGCUGGCUGGCUGUCUUCUGUCCGGCAGGAAAAGGCUGUGAGCUUUAUGAGACCCUGCGUGAUGCUGUGUCUGAUCAGCACUUGAAGAUGCUGCCGGUUGCCUUCUACAGCCUGCUCUUCGCCUUUGAUGUGGAAAAGCUUAUCAGAGAGCAAACAUUCCUGCCUGUGGCUCUUGACAUGUACGCACAACUGCUCCAGCUCUUCACGGAACGGGCCACGAUGGUUGGACCGAGCCAGGAGGAGCAAAGUCUGCACAUCUGCAAUCUCGGAGAUUCACUACUGCUGAUCCAGCAAGCGCGGCAACUCUUACUCCGGGCAAUCCCCCGGUGUCCUCCAGGGAGCUUCUCCAACCUCCAAGAGAUGUUGGGCCUCUGUGGGGAUCUGGACCCAGAGCUCAAGGCAGCCCUCAUCAGCACAGGUGGGGAUUUGCUAGAGGAAGGACUCCUGCUUUUCUGAAGGCCAAAGCCCCCUCCCCAACCAGGUCUCAAACGAGUUUCUGCAACUCCCCCAACCAAAGAUGGACAAAUUAAGUAUGUGCCUUGAAGCCGGAUCUGUCCAGCGUACUGUGUAAAUAAUUUAUUACAAGCAUAAUUUUGACUUUGAACAAUAAAAAUUAGGUUACAAAUGU